Molecule: messenger RNA, 1868 nt
Organism: Vitis vinifera (wine grape)
Lineage: Eukaryota; Viridiplantae; Streptophyta; Magnoliopsida; Vitales; Vitaceae
Gene: HGGT
Product: homogentisate geranylgeranyl transferase
Exons: 13
Coding region: 295-1581 (428 amino acids)
Cellular component (GO): membrane
Molecular function (GO): prenyltransferase activity
Source: RefSeq, a predicted model, not a curated record
UGUACAAAGCAUGAGGAGAGUCCAGAGCCUGAGGGGAGUUGCUGUGAGAAGGACAAAAGCCCAGUCGUGUGGUCCACACUCUGUAUUCCCACUUCACAAGUCGCAUGCUCUUCCUUUCUUACUUGUUCCAUUCGAACACUAAGAGGGGCCAAGGGUUCUUCGUCUUAUAAUUUAGUAACAAAUACAUCCAAGGAGGCCAGGACCCAGAUUAGAGAGACUUUUUGUUUUCUGGGUCUUGUUAUAAAGAGUGAAAACUGGUGGGAAUCUCCGUUGCAUUCACUUUUGAAGAGACCCAUGGAUUCUAUGCUUAUUGGGUCCUUUCCGCGACCUUGUUCCUCUUAUGUUUCCAGUGGUAUGGGCUUGACUCUUGCUCUGGCUCUCGAUGUGCUGAUGAUUGAUUUUCGUUUCGUAAUUCUGGAUGACUGGAGAACUGUCAAAUUCAAGCUGGGCCAUUCUCCAAGUUCCUAUGUUCCAGUCCAGAUUUCGAGGAAUGGAGCAGGAAGAUCUUAUACUGUGAGCUUCCAGCAGCAUCUUACAAAGCAUCAUGUUAGAGGUAUUCAGGAAGGAUGCACAUUCUACAAGAGAUGGAAUACAAAGUGUGUUGUGAAUGCAGCCUCUGGACAACCUCUUGAAUCUGAGCCUGGAGCUUCUAGUCCAAAGAGCACUUUGACACCUGUGAAAAAUGCCUUAGAUGCUUUCUACAGGUUUUCACGGCCUCACACAGUGAUAGGCACAGCAUUAAGCAUAAUCUCAGUUUCCCUCCUCGCAGUCGAGAAACUUUCAGACUUUUCUCCGUUAUUCUUUACUGGGGUCUUGGAGGCAGUGGUAGCUGCCCUCUUAAUGAAUAUUUACAUUGUUGGUUUAAAUCAGAUAUCUGACAUAGAGAUAGACAAGGUUAACAAGCCAUAUCUUCCAUUGGCAUCAGGGGAAUAUUCUGUUGGAACUGGUGUUGGAAUUGUCACAUCUUUUGCCUUUAUGAGUUUUUUGGUCGGAUGGAUUGUUGGUUCAUGGCCGCUAUUUUGGGCUCUUUUUGUUAGUUUUGUGCUUGGAACUGCAUAUUCCAUUGAUUUGCCACUCUUGAGAUGGAAGAGAUUUGCUCUGGUCGCAGCAAUGUGCAUCCUUGCUGUUCGGGCAGUGAUCGUUCAAAUUGCAUUUUAUAUGCACGUGCAGACUUUCGUGUAUGGAAGACCAGCAGUCUUUUCAAGGCCUCUGAUUUUUGCCACCGCAUUCAUGAGCUUCUUCUCAGUUGUUAUAGCCUUGUUUAAGGAUAUACCUGAUAUUGAAGGGGACAGGAUAUUCGGCAUCCGGUCGUUUAGUGUACGUUUGGGUCAGAAGCGGGUGUUUUGGAUUUGUAUUUUGUUACUUCAAAUGGCUUAUGGUGCUGCAGUUUCAGUUGGAGCAACAUCUUCCUGCCUUUGGAGCAAACUCGUCACGGUGUUGGGACACGCUGUUUUGGCUUCUAUUCUUUGGACCCGAGCCAAGUCUGUUGAUCUAAAGAGCAAGGCUGCAAUAACAUCCUUCUACAUGUUUAUAUGGCAGCUCUUUUAUGCUGAGUAUUUUCUGAUUCCACUUGUAAGGUGAGUUUUCCGGGAAAAUUUGCAGAAGGGGGUCUGAUUGUUCAAAUGAUGUUCCUCUUGGAAGAAGUUACCAAAACUGUUUGGAAUGUAGUAGAUGUUUUACUCUGAUUCCUUUGGUUUAAGAAUUUGAGAAAUGUUGUUGUUAUGGGUAGAUAUUGUGGGUGAAAUUGGAAUUUUCAUCAGACUUAUAAAAUCGGCUACAAUCUGUAUAUUUUCUGACAAAUAUGUAUAUAUUUUCCGCACAAUAAAAAUCUUCAAACCUUUAAAUAAAAUCUUCAAGUUUUUUAUGAA